GGAGCGCUGCUGAAGGCAAAGGCAGAGCAGCUGCACAACAACGACCCGAGCGAACCGGAGCGAACCCGGAGCGAACCCGGAGCGAACCGCAGCCGCGCCGCCUCUGUCCGCCGCCUUUCUCCGGAUCCCAACGCCUCUCUGCAGCAUGUACCGGAGGAUCCCCCGCUUUGCCCGGAUCUGAGCCCGGAUCUAAAGGUUCGGAGGCGGCCGCUGUUCUAACUCAUGCCCGGGGCCGAGGCCAGUGUGACGGAGGAGCCCGGAGGAGGCCCCGCGCUGGAUGGAUGUCUCUGUGGCCGCGGAGCUUCGGCCUGAUCGUUCCGUGGAUGUUUAGGCGUUUUGUUUCUGUCGCCGCUGAGCGCACACCGUGAAAGCUGGCCGCCCCUGGAGCUCUCUGUGACGACGUGGGCGAGAGCGUGAUGAGCGCGCGCUUUCGUUUACCUUCGGCCAAAUCCUACAAUGUGCGAGCAAGCGAGCUGGAGAGAGAGAGGAGCCACGCCCAGGCCGUGUGCAACGUGCUGCUACUGGACAACUCUGUGCACGCCUUCAAAGUCAACAAAGCGGACCCUGGGCAGGUGCUGUUGGACCUGGUGUUUAAACAUCUGGAACUGACAGAGAGGGACUACUUUGGACUGCACCUGAGUGACGAGUCGUCCGACGCCCCGCGAUGGCUCGACCCAAACAAACCAAUCAGGAAGCAGCUCAAGAGAGGUUCCCCUCACAGCCUCAGCUUCAGAGUCAAGUUCUUUGUGAGUGAUCCGAGCAAACUGCAGGAGGAGUACACGAGGUACCAGUACUUCCUUCAGAUAAAGCAGGACAUCCUCACUGGACGUCUGCCCUGUCCACACAAUACGGCUGCUCUGCUGGCCUCCUACGCUGUUCAAUCUGAACUGGGGGACUACAGUGAGCAGGAGCACCCGAUCGGGGAGUACCUCUCAGACUUCAGCUUCAUCCCCAAUCCCCCUCAAGACUUCCACCGUGAGGUCUGCAAGCACCACCAGCAGCACAGCGGUCUGACCCCGGCGCAGGCUGAGUUCCAGUACCUAAACACAGCUCGGACUCUGGAUCUUUAUGGGGUGGAGCUGCACUGGGCUCGAGACCAGAGCCAGACAGAGAUCCUGCUCGGGGUCCAGUCAGGAGGCAUUCUGGUCUACAAGAACCGCGUCCGGAUCAACUACUUCCCCUGGUUAAAAAUCGUGAAGAUCUCAUUCAAAUGUAAACAGUUUUUCAUCCAGCUGCGCCGAGAAGUGUCGGAGUCACGGGAGACGUUGCUCGGGUUCCAUAUGGGGAACUAUCGCUCCUGUAAGAACCUGUGGAAGGCCUGUGUGGAGCACCACACCUUCUUCAGACUAGAGCGCCCCCUACCCCCUCACAAGAACUUCUUCAGCCACUACUUCACCCUGGGGUCAAAGUUCAGAUACUGUGGUCGGACGGAGGUGCAGUCGGUGCAGUACGGCAAAGAGAAGGGCAUCAAAGACCGAGUGUUCGCCAGGUCUCCGUCGAAGCCGCUGUGCAGGAAGCUGGUCUCAGACUGGGACUCAGUCAGCAGGAACUCUCUGUCAGAGGAACGCCUGGAAACACAGAGCCUCCCCAACAGAUCCCCCCCCGGAACCCCCAACAAAAACUCCCUGUUCGUGUCGGAAGGCACCCGCGUACGCCCCUCCUCCGUGGGUCACCUGGUUGAUCAUGUGAUCCACUCCUCGCCCUCACUUCCUGUUUUCUCGUCAAAUCACAAGUCUGCAUCGUCCACACAGGCCAACAGCAUCUCACUGGACUCCACGCCGUCUCCGGAGGGUGUAGAUGGGCAGCCUCCCGCUCUGCCGCCCAAACAGUUGAGCCGAAAAACCCUGAGUCAGAUCAUCCAGGCCCACUCCCAACAGAGCCUGGACAAUCACCUGAACGAACUGUACGACGAGCCGGGAGCCGACAGCGCCACCUUGAAUGGAGUGGUGCCUCAUGAUAACCUGGUGCUGAUCAAAAUGAGACCUGACGAACACGGACGCUUUGGAUUCAACGUCAAGGGAGGGGCGGAUCAGAAGAUGCCCAUCAUCGUGUCCAGAGUGGCUCCUGGGACCUCGGCGGACCUGUGUGUGCCGCGUCUGAAUGAGGGAGACCAGGUGCUGCUAAUAAACGGCAGAGACAUCUCAGACCACACCCACGACCAAGUGGUCAUGUUCAUCAAGGCGAGCUGUGAGAGUCACUCGGGGGAGCUGAUACUGCUGGUGCGGCCAAACGCAAUCUACGACGUGGUGGAGGAGAAGGACUCUGAGCCGGAGUUUCAGUACAUCCCAGAGAAGAGUCCAGUGGACUCGAGUUUGGACCAAAACGCCCUGAGAGAGUCCAUGAGCACACUGAGGGAGGGGCUUCGACAGGGGGCGCUGCUGCAGCAGUUUGAUGCCCUGUACCGGAAGCGCCCGGGGAUGACCAUGCUUUGUGCCAAAUUACCUCAGAACGUCUCCAAGAACCGCUACAGAGACAUCUCUCCCUAUGAUGCGACUCGAGUGAUCCUGAAAAGCACCGAUGAUUACAUCAACGCAAACUACAUCAACAUGGAGAUUCCAGCCUGGAGUUUGAUAAACCGGUACAUCGCUUGUCAGGGCCCGCUCCCUCACACGUGCCCAGACUUCUGGCAAAUGACGUGGGAGCAGGGCUCGUCUCUGGUGGUCAUGUUGACCACACAGGUGGAGAGAGGACGGGUGAAGUGUCAUCAGUACUGGCCCAACCCCGAGAGCAGCGCGGCGUACGGAGACUUCAGCGUCACCUGCCAUAACGAAGAGGGCGGUGCCGCCUUCCUCGUUCGAGAGAUGACGCUCACACACAAACCGAGCGGGCAGCAGAGGGAGCUGACACAGAUCCAGUACUUAGCGUGGCCGGAUCACGGCGUUCCCGAUGAUUCCACAGACUUCCUGGAUUUUGUGACUCUGGUGCGGUCCAAGCGCUCGGGGCAGGACCAGCCCGUGGUGGUGCACUGCAGCGCUGGGAUUGGCCGCACAGGCGUCCUCAUCACCAUGGAGACGGCCCUGUGUCUGAUGGAGUGUGGUCAGCCAGUGUUUCCUCUGGACAUCGUGAGGACCAUGAGAGACCAGAGAGCCAUGAUGAUCCAGACCCCGAGUCAGUACCGCUUCGUGUGUGAGGCUAUUCUGAAAGUUUACGACGAGGGGCUGGUCAAACCUGUGCACCGGCCUGUCCAGCAGAGGGAGCCAGAGCGACCCAGCGACCAAUCACAGAGCGCCACAUCAUCAGCGGCGUGCGCGGAAGUGGAGGGGCCGGGGGAGCGCCACCUGCUGGAGCUGGAGGAGGACGACGAGGGCGACGUGGAGGUCCUGGAUAUCACAGAGGAGACAGAGGGAGAGACCGAAGACGAAUGCAUCAGCGUGGGCAGCAUCGGGAGUCGAACCAGCAACCAAGAGACCAGCAAAAGACCCCAGACGAGUCCAGAACCAGGCUUGGACUCAGACCAGACCACGGAGGACCCCAGCGAAACCGGUUAUGAUCCAGAGAAAAACAGGGAGGAUUUGAACGAAAGCAUUUCAAACCACAAGGACGCAGUGGAGACCAGCAGGGCACUAGAGACCAGUCUAGAAUCCAGUCCGGACUUGGAUGCGAGUAAGGAUCAUGAGGAAAACAGGGAGGAUCCCAGCAAAUCCGGCUACGAUCCAGGUAGAACCAGCCAGGACUCGAGCAGAAGCAGUUCCGAUCUCGACAAAUCCAGUUCCGAACCAGCUAAGACCAGCGUAGACCCAGACAAAACCAGUCCAGAGACGGAAGAGUCCAGUUUAGACCCCAGAAAUCCCAGUCCAGACCCGGAAAAACCCGACCAGGAUCUGAACAGAACCAGCGGUGAGUCGGAAUCCCGGACAGUAGAGCCACAAUGAGCCCACGGAAAAGAGGAGGCGGAAAAAUAUAAGACAAACAGGAAGUAUGAUUUUCUUCAUUGGCUCCAAAUAAAUUUUUAAUUUGUUCUUUUUUUUAUUUUUAUUUAAUUGUAGAAGAAAGUCCCUUAAAUUCCCUGUACCUGAUUUUUUUUAUCUUAAAAACAGGAAAAUCCAAGCAAGUUCAUUUUGGUUAUGACAAGUUUAGAAGCACUUUUCACAACUCAAAUAAACAAAUAAAACACUUUCUAAUUUAAUGCACACAACUUUGUACACAACCACUGCCAUGCUAAUCGGCACUUCCUGAUUCUCGGCUAAAAUGCCGACAGUCCUGUUCUACUGUACAAGACACAUUUUGCUCAAAACAUCAAAGAAAAAUCAGGUAGAGGCCUUUUAAAGUUACAAACCACUUUUGGCUUAUCAUAAUAUUCAAUAGUUUUUGUAUUUUUUGUAAAUUGUCUUCUGGAGUUGCCCCACAGAUUUCAGAGGUUUGUUAAUGAGGAAAAUGAUCCUAAUCGGAUAAUGGAGUAAAUCUUCAGUAAUAAUCUAAAACCUCUGAGCUUCAGUUCACUUUGAUUAGUUGUGACCCACAGGUUUGAAAACUUCUGUAUCUCACCUGAAAUUCUGAAUCCAGCUCUUCUUUCAGUUCAGGCUUUGAUAGACUUUGAUUUGUCAGGAUCUCUGGACGUAUGGGCUGGCCCUGCUUAUGUCUGAAUCUAAUUUUUAUGCAAAUGUUGAUUUUAAUUUUAGUUUUAUUGAUGUGAAAUGAUGAAACUGCUUUAAACACGUGCCAUAAGAAAAAGGACAGAAGUUUUUUGUAAAAAAGUGGGUAACAAAAUGAUCAGAAGGUAUUUCGAAAAUUCAAACAGGAAUUUAAAGGAACUGUAUGUAAGAUUUUGAUUGAAAUUAAUCCAUAAACGUGACCUAUCUGUGUCCAGAGAGGUCUUGUUAUUCUUGUUAUUCUCCAAUCAGAAAGCAAAAUGAGCCUCACAUGACUCUCUCAUUCGAGUUGCCAGUUUCAAUGGUGAAAUCCAGUGUUUAAAUCUAAAAUGUCUCUGGUCCGAACGGUUGCUCCCUAAACCCCAGCACCUGCGCCAGUCAUGAGUCAGUGCUAGUGCAACCUCUGCAGUUCAGGGAGGGAACUGUGAAGGUUCUGAGCUUCACAUGAGGCCUGGUCUGUCCAUGUACUGAUCUAUCUGCAGGUUCAUUUGAGUUUGUAGUCACUUUUUACAAGUGUAAGAGGCAGGAUACAUACAGCUCCUUUAAAUAUCUGCUGAUGAUUCCUGAAAUGGUGACUCUUCCUGUUUUCCGCCUCCUCGUGGUUUUCCGGUCAGGCAGAAUGCACUGAUGCACUUUACGCGACAGACUCGGACAUGGGACAGGUUUGGACGUGUUCUCGGACAUGUUUGGAGCGCGUUUACGGAGGAGCGCGUCUACGGAGCGGCUGCAUCCUCGCCGUGCCAUACCCGAAGGACCUGAUUUUCCAAACUUCCUUUAGCUGAAAAAAACAACAACAAAAGUAUUUAUUCUUGUGUUCUCCCUGUGUCGCCCCCUGGUGUUCGUACGGAGCCCUGCCUCUCGCUGUCGUGUUUUGGUGCUUUUUUUUUUUUUUUUUUAUUUGUUUUGAAUUCUUCCAUCUGUUUAAAAACUGCACUUUGGUCUGACAUUUGGACCACACGGGCCUGAAGGAUCUAGUACUGUCUGUAGAUGUGUCAGAUGCCCUCCCAUUCUCCUGUAUCCCUGCGUGUCAAAUGCCCUCCUUUUUUUUCUUAAGAUGCGAUGUGUGUAUAUUUUAUUUAAUCUUUUAAUUGGUUGUUUUAUCAUAAGAAUAUUAAUGAACUACCACUGAUGUAAUUCAACUUUUAUAUAAUUAUCGUAUUAAUGAACCAUCCUCAAAGAAAGGGCAUUAUUCACUUCAAUUCAAAUUACAGAUUCAUUUUAUGUUUGGUAGUUUCCCUUUUUCUUGUAGUCCUGGAUAAUCCUGUUUCAAUCCUGAUUUUAUUAUAAUUUACACUUCAGAUUAAUGACGUGGUCUAGUAGAUGUGGUUCUCAAACUGUGGUACACGACCCCCAUUUAAAAAUAUAUAUUUAUUCGAUUUUCAAAAUACUUUUGUAAAAGUUAUUUAUAUUUUAUUUAUAUUUAUAUGUUUCAGGUACUUUAUCAUUACAGUAUAUUAUCUUUACUCAUCUCACCUGUCUGGGUUUGGUCCUGGUUUUGUUCGGGUCUAGUCUAGUCUGGGUUUAGUUCUGGUUUGAUCCAGAUUUGGCCCUGGUUUGAGCAUUGGUAUAGCUGGCCCUGAUGUAGUUUGAUUCUGUUUUAGUCCUGGUUUACUUCUGGUCCUGGUUUAGAACCUGGUUUAGUCCUAGAUUAGAUCUUUUAAAUCCUGGUUUAGUUCUUGCUUAGUCCUGGUUUAAGUGAAUGCAACUCAUUGUUCUUUUCUUAUGAGUAAUUAUCUUUUGACUAUAAAACAUCUACAGACCGUCCUUCAGUCCGUGUGAUCCAAACACUCAUUUAAUUUCAUUUUUAAUUUUCUAACAGGAGGGACUUGUGAAUUAACCCAGAUGCCCUGUCACCUCUCCUCGUUUUAGCUCAUUGUUUUUAGUUCAAAACAAAUGGUUUCUUAUGGGUUUUGCUGGAGAAUCCUACUGCUGUGUCAAACCUGCUAUAACUGGAGCAUAUCAGAAAGAAUGGUUUUAAAAUAGUACUUUAAACUGGUACUUUAAACUGGUCAUUUAAACUGGUACUUUAAACUGGUACUUACAGUUACUGCACAGGUUUGUGUUUUUCAAGGUACAAUGAUGAAAUGUUGAACAAAUGAAAUGAAAAAUGCCACUGAACUUUGAGGGGAGUUAGAAAUGUGUAGGUAUGAAUUUGAAAGGUCCACUAGUCCUGGCUUAGUUCUGGUUUUGUCCUGGUUUAGUCCUAGUUUUGUCCUGGUUUAUACCCAUUUUAUAUCUGAAUUUGCCAUGGACCUGUUCAGAACUUUGCAAAUGUUUGAACCACAUUAACACUCGAGUUAGACCUGGUUUAGAUCUGGUUUAGUCUUGAAGUAGUUCUGGUUAAACUAUUUAAACUGUUUCAUCACAAAAAGAAUGACCGUGCCAAAUGUAAUGUAUUUUUUUUCUAGCUAAAUCUUUUUCAGUCUAAACCAGGUGUGGACCAGGUCUGGACUAGUGGACCUUAGCUCUGCUCUUGGGUGCUCUGGUGCAGUACGUUGUUGUGAAUAGUGAUAAUGAUAGUGUACAGACCAUAGACUGUAUGAGGACAUGGUACAGACCAUAAACCAGGGGUCUCCAGCCUUCUACCCCUGAGCUCUGACGACAAAUCUGAUUUAAUUUCUACAGCGUCAUAUGGAGAACACCUAAGAACUCUGAGGAGACACUUGGAAAGAGUCUGAGAGCUACUGGGAGCUCACGAGCUACAGGUUGGAGACCCCUGCCACAGACUGUGCGUGCGUGCGUGUGCUUGCGCACUACAGACUGUGCUUGCGCACUACAGACUGUGCGUGCGUGCGUGCGUGUGCUUGCGCACUACAGACUGUGUGUGCGUGUGUGUGCGUGUGCGUGUGUGUGUGUGUGUGUGUGCGACAGACUGGGCUGUUUAAAGUCAGGUCCAGUUUAAAAGGGUCACGUGAGACUCAAACGGCUCUGGGACGUUUACACUCGAGAUGUUACAAAAAUAUGAGGAUCAAAUGUAAGACCAUGGUUAUUCUGACUGAAAAAUAUUUAAGUAUGAAAAGUGUUGUUUUUAGUUCGGUUUAGACCUGGUUUAGUCCCAGUUUUUGGGCCUUGGGCAGAACUGUUUUAGUUGUUAGGGAUUACUAGUUCACACCCCAUUUUAGUCCUAGUUUAGUCUCUACUUUAGUCCUUACCCUAGACCCUGGUUCAGACCUGGUUUAGAUCCUGGUUCAGACCUGGUUCAGACCUGGCUUAGACCUGGUUUGGUCUUAGUUCCUCAGUAUAAACAGCCCAGAGUCGAGUUUAGCAGCGUCUCUUAUUGUGAAGUGCAGGUUGGAGCGCUCUUAUUGUGAAGGCCGGUGGAAGUGGUGCUGCUGACCUGGAAACGGACGAACACUUUAAUUUAUGCUGAUUUGAUUUGUAUUGAUUUGUAUUGAUUUUUGCUCUGAGAGAAUUUGUACGUCACAGCGCCACCUGUUGAUUUGUGUAAAUAUGGCAGACUGUAAAUACAUUGUUGUACAUGACAAAUCUUUAAAUAAAAGGGAAUUCAGUCGUGA
This is a messenger RNA of Boleophthalmus pectinirostris (great blue-spotted mudskipper), 8104 nucleotides long. RefSeq names its product protein tyrosine phosphatase non-receptor type 4a (gene ptpn4a). The record is from RefSeq and is a predicted model, not a curated record. Gene Ontology annotation, biological process: protein dephosphorylation. Gene Ontology annotation, cellular component: cytoskeleton; cytoplasmic side of plasma membrane; cytoplasm. The coding region runs from base 417 to 3872 and encodes 1151 amino acids. The transcript is spliced from 26 exons. NCBI's taxonomy places the organism in Eukaryota, Metazoa, Chordata, Actinopteri, Gobiiformes, Gobiidae. Gene Ontology annotation, molecular function: protein binding; protein tyrosine phosphatase activity.